This is a messenger RNA of Puma concolor (puma), 834 nucleotides long. It is a transcript of the gene PYCR3, whose product is annotated as pyrroline-5-carboxylate reductase 3. The record is from RefSeq and is a predicted model, not a curated record. NCBI's taxonomy places the organism in Eukaryota, Metazoa, Chordata, Mammalia, Carnivora, Felidae. Gene Ontology annotation, biological process: L-proline biosynthetic process. Gene Ontology annotation, molecular function: pyrroline-5-carboxylate reductase activity.
AUGGCGGUGGUGGCGGCACCCGGUCUGGACCAGUUACGCGUGGGCUUUGUUGGCGCCGGGCGUAUGGCAGAGGCCCUCGCGCAGGGCUUCAUUCGAGCAGGAAAAGUCGAAGCUCAACACAUACUAGCCAGCGCACCAAGUGACAGGAACCUCUGCCACUUCCGGGCUCUGGGCUGCCAGACCACCCACUCCAACCAGGAGGUUGUGCAGAACUGCUGGUUAGUCUUCUUUGCCACCAAGCCCCAUGUCCUGCCAGCUGUCCUGGCAGAGGUGGCCCCCGUGGUAACCCCUGAGCACAUCUUGGUGUCUGUGGCCGCCGGGAUCUCUCUGAGUACCCUGGAGGAGCUGUUGCCACCAGCCACACGGGUGCUGCGGAUCUCCCCCAACCUGCCCUGCGUGGUUCAAGAGGGCGCUAUGGUGAUGGCCCGUGGCCGCCACACUGGAAACAGCGACGCCGAGCUCCUGCAGACCCUGCUGGAGGCCUGCGGGCAGUGCGAGGAGGUGCCUGAGGCCCACGUGGACAUCCACACCGGCCUCAGUGGCAGCGGCGUGGCCUUCGUGUGUGCCUUCUCCGAGGCCUUGGCCGAAGGUGCCAUCAAGAUGGGCAUGCCCAGUGGCCUGGCCCACCGCAUUGCUGCCCAGACCCUGCUGGGCACGGCCAAGUUGUUGCUGCAGAAGGGGCAGCACCCGGCUCAGCUGCGGACAGACGUGUGCACGCCGGGCGGCACCACCAUCUAUGGGCUCCAUGCGCUGGAGCGGGGCGGGCUGCGGGCUGCCACCAUGAGCGCCGUGGAGGCUGCCACCUGCCGGGCCAGGGAGUUGAGCGGGAAGUAG